CCGAGUCCGAGAGCCGCUGAUGCUCUCCAUGCCGCCGCCCUCCUGGCUGCGCGCCCAGCCAGGGAGCUAGAGGCCCUCAGCUCCGGGCUCCGCGUACACUGAGGGCGCGCGCAGCAGGACAGCAAGAUAAGGAAGCAGAGACUGAAGGGAGGAAUCCCCGCUUUCCGGGGAUGAUGGCGUUCGAGUUGGGUCUGUGAGGGAUGAAAUAGGAGUUGGCCAGAGGGAGAGAGAGGGACUCUAGGCCUCGAGAAGAGCACGUGCAGAGGUUCUGUGACACGAAAACGCCAGGUGGGUGCGGGGCUGGGAGGACAGGAGGCAGAAGGGUUUACGGCUCCACAUGGUCGCCGAAAUUUUAGGUCCCUGAGAGUAAAGGGGUGCAGCUGAUUUCAUCUAGAAAGCCCCUGGCCGGGAGGAGAGAACGGGCUUGCUUGCCUGGAGUUGCAAAGGAGUGGGUAGCUGAGACGGCCAGCACCCCAGCAUCCUGACUCAGGGCCAGACGCUUCACCCCAUUGGGCGGCGUCUGGAGGAGCAGACACAUCUCUUGUGGGUACCCUUGAAAGUGAAUCGUGGGUCGCAGGGAACUGUGGUCAAACCGUCUCUAGCUAGGUGCUAGAGAGCCAGCUCUGCAGGCUCAGGCUCCUGUGAGACACGAAAGGAGGGACUCGCCGGGCACAGCCUCACCCUGGGGCAUGCCAGCAGGCCCUGCUCUCUGAGUGCCGGCAGACCUGAACAUCCCUAGGGAACGAGAGAAAUUGGGCAACGAUGGGAGAGCAGUGCAGGUCCUGGAGGUGACGAGUCUGUUGAGAUUCUGAUGGGGAUGGGUCAGAGAACUUAGAAAGCAGCGAAGGCCCAGACGCCCCCAGGUCAGUGUAGCCUGCUCUGCUUCCACAGUGAGCUGGGCUCAGUCCCCCACAUGUCAUUGUCUUGGACGCCCAUGGCCUUUGCACAGGCCGAGCCUGAUGUUUGGAACACCGUCCCCUCUAGGGGGACUGGCUCCUAAUAAUGCAUCACCUCCUCCAGGAGUACUUUCUUGCCCCUACACUGAGUUCAAGCUUCUCAGACACCAGCCCCAGUUGAGUUCGAGUUAUAACUGUCAUCAGUUAUCACACCAUCCUGUAAUCUGUGCGGUGCCCCUUAGGGCAGGACCUGGGUCCCAGAUGUGUCUGUACCUCUAGCCCCAACCCAGGCCUGGCCUGUCUCUUGAAGGAGUAUUUGUGUUGAAGAUGGGUGGUAACGUUCAGCAAAAGGCAUGCCCAGGAGACAGGCACAGUACCCAUGGAGACCCAGGGCCAGCUGAUGACAGUGAUGAAUUCCCUUUAGAACUGGCUGACUCUUGGGUGCUUGGAGACACUAUAUAAGUAAGGAACUCUGGCCGUGUGCAUGGGAGAGUAUAUUAAUAGGGCUUGGCCUGGCUGUGCGGUGCAGAGAUGCUGUUUCUCUCAGGCUGGGAACUUCAGGAAAGCCAGGACCAAGUCAAUCUUGAUCUAGGCUCUGUCUUCAGCAUCUAGAACCGGGCUUGGCACCAACUGAAUAGAUCGCCGCCGUUGUUGGGCUGUGGAGACGUCUCAACCAAAGUGGAGCCGACAGAGGCCCCGGGAGCCGUGGUGACAGAGCGGCGACAACCACUAGGGGGCGCGAGGCAAAGGUGCCCCUAGUCCGCCCCUAGUCAGGGACCUCUGGGCGGUCCUGGGCCGGAAGCGCACGCGCAAACGCGGGGCUUCGCGGCCUCUGUAAACACCAAAGAGCGCCUGCGCAAGCCGAGAGUCUCGGGAUCGACACGUGGGGGCGCCUUAGCGAAGAUAACCGUAAUAAAUAGUAACCUAACGGUCCAGUCAUCGUUCUGUGGUCUUUUCUUUUAUGAUUCACAAGGAAUGACUCUCUUCAUAGCCUCUCCUAAUUCAGUCCUCACAACCGUCCUUUUACAAAUGGGACAGCUUUACAGUCCUUUUACAAAUAGGGCAACAGGUUAGAGGAAGUCAGGCAGAUUCCCAGCAUCAUAGAGAGCAAAGGACCAGGGAAGGAUCAGGAUUCAAGGACUGCACCCAGGCUCUGCUUCCAGCUUGCUGUGUGACUUUGGGUAAUUUUGUUCCCUUAGGGACCUGAGCUUUCUCAUUUGUAAAUGCGAACAGGCUGCUGGGAAGAUCAAAUGAGAUCCAGGGGUGAAAACAGCUUAGUUUACUUUCAGGAAUUUACCCACGCAGUAUAUAAAGGCAAAAUAUUAUUAUAGUCGGGUGAUUGUAGAUUGAGGAACUCAUUUCCUCAUUCUGCAAAUUGCAAACCUGAGGGCCCCAAGAGGGACAGGGGCUUGCCCCAGGUCUCAGCAGGCUAUGAGCAAGAGCUAAAGCCUAAUCCUCCUGCCUUUGGGCCUGGAGCCCUUCCUUGUACCCUAGGGGUCAGUGUCUUUGUUGGAUACAGGCUUAGAUUGACUGACUGUACCCUGAGAACCUAGGGGAGUCCCUGUUCCCAAUUCUUCUCCUACCCCCACCUUGGCCUGAUGGAGGAAGACCCUGCUGUGUCGAGAUGACCACCAGAGGCAAGAAGCUGAGGAGGAUCUGGAGAAUUCUGGAGGAAGAGGAGAGUGUUGCUGGAGCUGUACAGACCCUGCUUCUCAGGUCAGUGGCCCAGAGGAGGAAAGAGAAUCCCAGAGAGGCCAAGAACUCACGGAGAGCCCCACGGCGAGGUCCCAGGAAGGUGGCGUCAGCAUCUGCAGCCGCGUCGACGUUGUCGGAGCCUCCGCGGAGGACCCAGGAGAGCCGGACUAGGACCAGGGCCCUGGGCCUCCCCACACUCCCCAUGGAGAAGCCGGCGGCCUCUACAGAGCCCCAAGGGCCUCGGCCGGUCCUGGGCCGUGAGAGUGUCCAGGUGCCCGAUGACCAAGACUUUCGCAGCUUCCGGUCAGAGUGUGAGGCUGAGGUGGGCUGGAACCUGACCUACAGCAAGGCUGGGGUGUCUGUCUGGGUGCAGGCUGUGGAGAUGGAUCGGACGCUGCACAAGAUCAAGUGCCGGAUGGAGUGCCGUGAUGUGCCAGCCGAGACACUCUACGACGUCCUACACGACAUUGAGUACCGCAAGAAAUGGGACAGCAACGUCAUUGAGACUUUUGACAUCGCCCGCUUGACAGUCAACGCUGACGUGGGCUAUUACUCCUGGAGGUGUCCCAAGCCCCUGAAGAACCGUGAUGUCAUCACCCUCCGCUCCUGGCUCCCCAUGGGCGCUGAUUACAUCAUUAUGAACUACUCAGUCAAACAUCCCAAAUACCCACCUCGGAAAGACUUGGUCCGAGCUGUGUCCAUCCAGACGGGCUACCUCAUCCAGAGCACAGGGCCCAAGAGCUGCGUCAUCACCUACCUGGCCCAGGUGGACCCCAAAGGCUCCUUACCCAAGUGGGUGGUGAAUAAAUCUUCUCAGUUCCUGGCUCCCAAGGCCAUGAAGAAGAUGUACAAGGCGUGCCUCAAAUACCCCGAGUGGAAGCAGAAGCACCUGCCUCACUUCAAGCCAUGGCUGCACCCGGAGCAGAGCCCGUUGCCGAGCCUGGCGCUGUCGGAGCUGUCGGUGCAGCAUGCGGACUCACUGGAGAACAUCGACGAGAGCGCGGUGGCCGAGAGCAGAGAGGAGCGGAUGGGCGGCGCGGGCGGCGAGGGCAGCGACGACGACACCUCGCUCACCUGAGCGCCGCACCGCACCGCUUCAGGGAGGGACGGAGACAGGACCGGGCGAGCCCCUGGGGUGGCGGCUGCUCCUGCGCUUUCUCCCCUUCCCCACCCGGCACCUCCUGGUGGCACUGGGCCGGGCCCAGGCGGGUGCUGCAGCCUGGCUGGACAGAGCCCCAAUAAACGAUCCCACAGCCUCA
Messenger RNA from Nomascus leucogenys (northern white-cheeked gibbon), 3850 nucleotides. It is a transcript of the gene STARD10, whose product is annotated as StAR related lipid transfer domain containing 10. The record is from RefSeq and is a predicted model, not a curated record. NCBI's taxonomy places the organism in Eukaryota, Metazoa, Chordata, Mammalia, Primates, Hylobatidae. The transcript has 10 exons. The coding region runs from base 2521 to 3669 and encodes 382 amino acids. Gene Ontology annotation, molecular function: lipid binding.